Funneliformis mosseae is the source of this 1304-nucleotide messenger RNA. The record is from the annotation of a GenBank genome assembly. Lineage: Eukaryota; Fungi; Glomeromycota; Glomeromycetes; Glomerales; Glomeraceae.
CUAAUAGAGAUACUAAACGCAGAGAUACUAGAUUUUUUGAUGAUGAAUUUGCGACGACCCAAGAAUUAAAUCAGAGAAUUAAAUUUAGUAGAUAUAAAUUAACAAGUAAAUCAGCUGUUAGUGCUAACAAAAAAUACCCAGUUAUGAGAUUGAUAUUUACCAGAGUUCAUCAAGAUAAUAAUGAUUUAUGGAAUGAACCCUUUAUACCUGGACAAUUUAUCGAAGUACAAUCUCGUAUUAAAGGACAGGUUGUCGUUAGAAGUUAUACUCCUAUUGAAGGAAAAUUGUCAAAAUCAUUUUCUAUUUAUGUUAAAGUUUAUCCUAAUGGAUUAAUGUCAAAACAUUUGAAUGAACAAUUGAUAGGGUUCGAAAUUCAAGUUCGUGGACCCUUUGACGUUUCAGAUAGAAUUGGACUCGGUAGUUUACAAGGAGAAACAAUGAGAAGAUCUAGUAUUCUCGUGCCUCCUUCCCCCUCAUCACCAUUAAAAGGUUCUUUGCUAAAUCCAAAUAGUUUUGAUGGAUGUUGGGACGAAUUAUUCAUGAUUUGUGGAGGAACCGGUAUAACUCCAAUGUUGCAGUUAAUUAGAUAUCACCUUGCACAUAUUAAAAGUAAUGAUGAAACUGGAAAAAGUCAUAGAAGAAUUCAUAUGCAUUUAUUAUUUGGUAAUAGAACUAUCGAAGAUGUAAUUGAUGGUAUAAGAUUAGAAGAAUAUUCAUUUUCAAGUAGAGGAAUGCUUACAAUCAGUUACGUUCUUUCGAACCCACCCGAAGGAUGGUCAGGUUUACAAGGACACAUUAACCCGGGAAUAAUACAAAAAUGGUUAAGCACAUCAUCUGUAUCACAAUUUGGAGAUAUACAUAAGUGCAAUACUUUACGUGCGCAUGGAUAUGAUUUACCUAAACAAACAACGUUAAUAUGUGACGAACCUCCACCAAUACCUGCCAAACCAUCGUUAUCAUCUCGUGAUGAUCUUCUUUCGUCGCCUAAAUAUCAAGGGUACUCUUCACCAUGUCCUCAAACAAUUACGGAAGAACCAACGUCAAGAGUUAAUCUUCCACAAAUUGAAACAACACGACACAAACCUGCUCCUCUAGAUUCAAAUAGUUUGCAUUCACCAUCACAUAGAUCACCCACUUCAUAUCAUCCAUUAUAUAACCAUGAAGGGCAUGAAGAAAAUCAUGAGAAAAUGCGAGGUUCGACUUCUAAUGCUAUAAUGAAUUUGUCAAACUUUAAAAUUAUAGUGUGUGGUCCACCGGGAAUGAUAACGAUUGUUGAGCAAACAUUAUCUGAAAUGGUGUAUUAA